CGAUCAUUUCGACUUCGACUCGAGUACACUUUGAAUGCCGAAGUUGGAGAAAGUUACGUUCCUCCUCAGUCAGUAGUAAUACGAUAGUCUUCCAUACCAUAUCAAAAGUGUAGUCGACAAAUUAAUAAAUACAAACUUUGUGUAAGUAGAUCUUGUUCCGGGUUCCAUAUUUAUUUAGUUUAGAAACAAAACAAAAACCGUUUAACACAUAUGUUUGUUUGGUGAUAAAAGUUUUAAUAAUGAAGCUAAAGAACUUAACUAAAAGGUUCUUUUUAAGUGGCCUUGUGCUUAUUUGCAUACAUUUUGCUCAACUGUCAUUAUGUAAUACAACAACAACACAUGAACGUUGUGACAAUGACGAUCAACAAAUGGUAUGGUCAAGGUUUCUUGAGGAAUACGUUGUGAGCCAGCAUACAAAUAAUGGAUCCAGAACACCAAAAGUUCUUCCGAAUCCUGGCCAGGUCAAUCCAGGCAUGAUGAAUCCAUCAACUCCAAUGAAUUUCAUCAGCGAUCAAAACUACCAUCGAUACAUUCCAACGAAUAACAUGUACAUAACGAAGCGAAUUGGAGAAGCUAUGGAACUGGAGCCACAUAUGCGACCACCAGCAAAGGUAAUAAAUCCUCCUCAUCGACAAAAUGGCAUCCCAUCUGGCUUUGGGAAUCAGAUGCAACAGACUAAUCAUCCAGUACACCCGCAGCAGCACGUUCGUGCUGUAUCCGAAAAUGACUUGUAUCUCCUUGGUGCGAUCGAGAAACUCGUUUAUCGCGUUGAUUAUCUAGAAAGUCGCGUCCGCAGAUCGGAACAAUUAAUAUACUACCUAAUGGCGGGGAACAACCAAAAAGAAGUUCGCGAUCCAUGCCCAGCUAAUUUCACUCGCAUCAGUGACGCAUGCUACUUCAUUAAUAGCGAUCGGCAGGUCAAUUGGAAGACCGCAAACAGUGCGUGUAAGUCGGUCAACUCUUACCUGGCCGAAUUUGAGAAGGUAUCCGAGAACGAGGAACUAAUUGCUCAUUUAUUGAAUCAACAAGUCCAUCGAGGGCGUGACUUUUGGUUGGGUGGAUUAAAUCCAGGUCUUUUAUGGAUUUGGGCGAAUUCAGCGAAACCAGUUAAUCCGAAUAUGAAUUUGACAACAAUUGCCAAUAAUCUGCAACAAGAGAACGAUAAUUCAACAAACAGUGGAAAUGGCAAUAAGACGGAAUCAAAUGAAAUUUUGAAUAAUACGAUGGAGAUAAAAGGGCAAGGAAGAUGCUUGAGGUUAUCAUAUAAUCCGGCAAAGCAUUCUUACUUUUAUUAUGGGCAAGAGUGUACGUCAAGGCAUCAUUUUAUAUGCGAAUAUGAAGACAAGACUUUGGAUAAUAAAAUUAAAAAAAUAUCAAGAGAACUGCGAUUAGAUCAGUAGGUAUUUAUACAUACGUACAUACAUAUGUAAAAUGUACAUCUAGAGUUAAAAAAGAAAUUUAUAAGCUGAGAAAGCUUUUUUCUAUGUUGAGUCAUAGCAUUAACAACAUAUUAUACGUAGGUAAAAGCCAUCUUCAGAAGGUGUUUCUGUACAUCUGUAUUUAACAAAUAUUAAUUUAUUUAUUUAUUAACUUGAAUUUUAAUAAAAUCUUAUUUAUU
Eupeodes corollae is the source of this 1618-nucleotide messenger RNA. RefSeq lists its product as uncharacterized. The transcript has 3 exons. The record is from RefSeq and is a predicted model, not a curated record. Lineage: Eukaryota; Metazoa; Arthropoda; Insecta; Diptera; Syrphidae. The coding region runs from base 240 to 1400 and encodes 386 amino acids.